Molecule: messenger RNA, 4504 nt
Organism: Equus caballus (horse)
Lineage: Eukaryota; Metazoa; Chordata; Mammalia; Perissodactyla; Equidae
Source: RefSeq, a predicted model, not a curated record
GAGGGGCGGCCGGAGACGUUGGCGCCCCUCCCGCCCUGCAUCCUCGUCCUGGUCCUUCAGCCGGACCAACGCGGGCAGAAAGCGUCGCGGGAGCCGGGCGCCCCAGGUACUCGGACGCGGCGGAGCUCAGCCCACAAAGGCCACGGGCCUCGCUCGGCAAGGGGGCUGACUUAGUGGAUAAAUGGCAAGCAAAAAGAGAGAAAUCCAAUUACAGGCAGUCGUCAACAGUCAAAGCCUCUGGGAUGAGAUGUUGCAGAACAAAGGCCUAACAGUGAUUGAUGUUUACCAAGCCUGGUGUGGACCUUGCAAAGCAAUGCAAACUUUAUUCAGAAAACUGAAAAAUGAGCUAAACGAGGAUGAAAUUCUGCAUUUUGUUGUAGCAGAAGCUGACAGCGUUGUGACUUUGCAGCCAUUUAGAGAUAAAUGUGAACCUGUUUUUCUCUUUAGUGUUAAUGGGAAAAUUAUUUCAAAGAUUAAGGGUGCCAAUGCACCGCUCGUUAAUCAAAAAAUCAUCAACUUGAUCAAUGAGGAGAGGAAAAUUGCAGCAGGUGAAAUGGCUCGCCCUCAGUAUCAUGAAAUUUUGUUUGUGGACUCAGACACAGAAGAGGCUGGGGAAGCACCCUACGAAAGUGCCGAGCAAAUAUGCAGCAUUGCUAUUAUCAAACCUGAUGCUGUGAUUACUAGAAAAGAUAGAGAAAUUAAAGAAAAAAUUAUCAAGGCAGGAUUUGUCAUAGAAGCAGAGGAUAAGAGAGUGCUCACGGAGGAACAAGUAAGGGACUUCUACAGUCGAAUAGCAGACGAGCCUGAAUUUGAAGAUUUUGUCCGUUUUAUGACAAGCGGCCUAAGCUAUAUUCUAGUUAUAGCUCCAGGAAAUGAACGACAGCCUCCCUGGGAAGAAACUGAAGCUAAUCCUGAGACUGAACCCAAAGAACCAUCUGAAGAUCAAGAGGAGACAGCCACGGCGAUGAAGACAAAAUGGGAGAGCUUACAAGAAUGUCUGGAAAGACAACAUAUAUCUCACUUUUGUGAUGUUGAAGAUAAUACAACGGAUGUUAAUAAGUUUAUUGAUAUCUUCUUCCCUAAUUUUAAAAAUAUGAAAAGCAUAAAAUUAGAAAGGAUAAUGGCAUUACUUCGACCAGAUCUCUUUCAACAAAGGAAAGAGGAUGUUUUGGAUAUUAUUCAAGAUGAAGGCUUUAAAAUACUUAUGCAAAGACAAAUAGUAUUAUCGGAAGUAGAAGCACAAACACUGUGCAAGAAAUAUGAAAAUGAAGUUUAUUUUGGAAGUCUUAUAGAAAACAUGACCAGUGGUCCAUCUCUAGCCCUUGUUUUAUUAAGAGACAAUGGUUUACAACACUGGAAAGAGUUAAUUGGACCAAGCACUGUUGAAGAAGCCAAAAAAAAUCUUCCAGAGAGUUUAUGUGCACAAUUUGCAAUGGGAAGUUUGCCUAUCAACCAGUUAUAUGGAAGCGAUUCCUUAGAAGCCGCUGAAAAGGAAAUACUGCAUUUCUUUCCUCCUCAAAACACUUUAGCAGUGAUUAAACCUCAUGUAACACAUCAAGAAAGAGAGGAGAUCUUGAGUCUCAUUAAAGAGGCUGGAUUUGAUAUAACACAGGUCAAGGAAAUGCUGCUAACUGAAGAGCUAGCGGAGAAAAUUUAUUUCAAAAUAAAAGGAAAAGACUUUUAUAAAGAUGUAUUGGCAGUGUUAUCUGAGGGUCCGUCUAUGGUCAUGGUUCUGACCAAGUGGAAUGCUGUUUCAGAAUGGAGACGAUUGAUGGGUCCCACAGACCCAGAGGAAGCAAAACUAUUGUCCCCAGACUCUAUCCGAGCCCAAUUUGGAAGAAGUGUUUUGAAAAAUGCUGUCCAUGGAUCAUCGAACACCUACGAGGCAAUGGAGACCAUUAAUAGAUUGUUUGAAGAGUUUGUCUCUGAGAAUCCUGAGGAAAACUAAAAACUUUGAGAAGAUAAUACGUAGAAGAUCGCAUCAUCACAUAACUAUGUGGCACUGCUCCCUGGCAGGGAUAAUAAGAACGAUAUUCUCUGGAGGAAAACUCAAUGUUACCUCAAGUUAAAAAUUCACCUCAACCACGUGAAAAACACGUGGCUAUGCAUAAUAAUAGUAAUAGAAAAAUGUAACCCCCGCCAUAAUCUUUAUGUUUAGUUUUACCCUGUCUUUCAGAGGAUUUAAGGUGGCUUAUUUAAAUGCACACAAGAUUCAACAAAAUAUUUGGGGAGGAAUGUGGAAUAUGGGAAAGAAGAGAGUAGAAUAAAUUUAAUGAAGCCAGAAGUGAAGUUAUAGGCAAAAUGCAUGCUUCAAGGCCCUAAUGUAUGUUUACAGGUUGGCCAAAAUUUUGACUCUAAGCAUUCCAGCAGGAAAGGCCUGAAUGCUGAUUGUUGCACGGCACAUGUCUGUGCAGCUUGCUCCCCUGUACCUGAUCUCAGGCGUCCAUGCCCUCUAGGUCUGUGUGGCCAUGGCCCACCCCUGCCCACCUGACCAUCUGCCUGGGACAAGUGGGUGCCCCUGAUGUGGAGGCUGGAAAGGUUGUUAGAGCCAGAUCCUAUAUGGCCCUACUGCCCUUAUGAAAUGUGAGGCUUCUCUCCAGAUCUCUGCUUUUUCAUCUGCUCUCUCUGCACUGGGCAAGGGGGGUAGCUAUGGUCUCUGCCAACCCAAACUGCCAUCUCUGCUCUCCUCCAGGCUGCUACGCUGUGGUGGAGCCAUCCAAGCUCCAAGACUGAUAAGACAGAGGUUAAUUCUCUGGGACCCCUUUCAGGGGAGGUGGGGCACUGGACACGCACAGCAGCCGCUUCCCUCCCCUAGGAGAAGCCAAGAGGCAAGGGAUCUCUUUCUGACUGUACAGUGCUAUGCUGGAGGCAGGGACUCUAGGCAGAGGAUGUCCUGAAUCUCCCUACCAGCUUUGGUGCAUCUCGUUUCAUAGUCAGCUAGAGUACAGGAGCCUUUCGCUUAGUUUCUGCAUUUCUCACAAAGGGAAUUUGUCCAUGAAUUCUUGCUGAGUUGGUGAGUUUGUAGGAGGAAAGAUGGUCCAAGGCGUCCUACUCUGCCAUCUUGCUGACGUCACUUAUUGAUCGUUUGGUAACACAUUACUCACCUCAAAACUCAGAUGUUCUAACAUUCUGUUUGAGAAACACACCUGUGGAUAUUCAUCUGAAUUGUUACACUAUACAAAAUCUAGUUACGUGUGAAUGAUCAGUAAGGAUAUUUCUCAAUUUUUCUUCAGAAUGCAUUUCUUUAAAAAAAUUAGUGUAAAUCAAUUAUUGGCUUUCUUUGAACCGUGUAGAGAAAUAAGUAUAGUAAAAAUAUUCACUUCCUCACUUCCUUCACACUCCACACUCUCUCAAAUUCCAUUAUCUGCUGCUUUACAUGCCUGAUAGCAUGGGUAUUCCUUACAUGAUUGUGUUAAGUGGCUCACUGUUAUGAACUCAGAAAUGGUCCAGAACUUCAAAAACGUUAAAACAACACUCUCUUAAAGUUAAUAAUGCAUUUUACCAGUAGAUGGCAUGCUUCACUCAGUUGUCUAUAGAUGUGUACAUCUGAACAAAGAUUUUAUAAGCAAGACAUAGAGAAAGGCUUUUUCUUUUGGAUUAUAGAGUUAGAUGGAGGUAAGUAGUCAGAAAUCUAAUAAUCAACGUCCAAAGAGAUCCAUUCAAUUAAACCUUAGUUUGCGUUGGUCUUGAGGGGACUGACUUCAGUGGGGAGGACACAGCAGCACAGGCAGGCAUAAAGGGGCUAGGGUUGGCAGUCCUUGGAAAUAUCUUCUUGCCCCUGGGGAGAAAGGUUAGAAAAGUCUAGAGCAUUGUCAAGGCUCCAGCUAAGUGGGCUGAUUUUGAAUCUCAGCUGGACUCUAGGCAGAAAACGCAUGUCCUGGGCCAUUGUGAAUGAGGCAAUUGAGGACUGCCAAAUCGGUGGGCACAGCGUGGAGCUCUGGGCUGAGAUUUGUAGGCAUGAUGAGGAGCACAGGAUGGGGGGUAUGAGUCUGAAUACAGAGAGUGGCUAGGAAGGGAGGCAAUGGUAAGCCUGUGAGGGACGUGUCUCUAUCCCAACAGCCAAAGAGAGCUGGGGCUGAGGUCUGUGUCUUCAUGAAUUCCACUACACGGAACAGCCACUACCGUGUAGGACUGCCUCAGUCAUGCACCUUGGUCCUGAAGCCAGAGUUUCUUUGAUUGCCCUGCUUAACCCCUCUAGCCCCCUUCCAAAAUGAGACGCGAAGCAUUCCUGGUUGGCUUCUAAUACUUUCCAGCAUCCCCUACCUUAGUCCUGUUCCUUGUAAGCAGCUGCCCUGCAGAAAAUGGACAGAUUUCCCAAAAUAUGCUAUACUCUAUUUGAUGGCCCCUUUCCUGGACCCUUUGGUGCCCUUUCCUUCCACUGAAGUGGGUCCGCUGGUCCUGAUGCUUGCCUGGUCCGUCUGCACGCGCUCAUCCCUUGGAGCUACUCUGGAUGACCUCCAGAGUCACAUUUUUAUGCCUUCAAUAAAGGGAGAAAGUUGACUAA